This is a messenger RNA of Penicillium atrosanguineum, 1218 nucleotides long. RefSeq names its product FAD-dependent oxidoreductase. Bases 1 to 1218 code for a protein of 405 amino acids. Gene Ontology annotation, molecular function: FAD binding. The record is from RefSeq and is a predicted model, not a curated record. Lineage: Eukaryota; Fungi; Ascomycota; Eurotiomycetes; Eurotiales; Aspergillaceae. Gene Ontology annotation, biological process: secondary metabolite biosynthetic process. The transcript has a single exon.
AUGACUUCCACCACUGUCGCAAUUAUCGGAGCAGGCCUAUCCGGCCUGACUCUUGCACUCGCUUUGCACAAGCAAGGUAUUCCAUGCACUAUCUACGAGUCACGUAAUGCCUCUCUCGACAUCGGCGGAGCUAUCAUGCUUUCGCCCAAUGCACUGCGCGUUCUCGACGCAGUGGAUAUCUACAAGACAAUCAAACCUCUAGGCUUCGAGUUCAAGAGUCUCCAUUUCUACACCGACAGGCCGCUGGACUCAUACGAAUUCGGAGACCGCCAAAAGUACGAGUACGAUGCCUUGCGCAUCUACCGCUACGAAUUGAUCGACGCCCUUCUAUCCGCCGUCAAAAAGGAACAAAUCCCCGUUCAAUAUGGCAAAAAGUUCGUCAAAGUACUCUCCGAGACCGAGACAAGCGUCACCUGGGAAUUCGAAGACGGCACAACCGGCCACGCAGCCUGUCUCGUCGGGGCGGACGGAAUCCACUCGCGAGUCCGAAAGUACCUGUAUCCUGAUUUGGAACCCCGCUUCACAAAUUCAGUAGGAGUCACAGCUGCCGUUCCAACAAAGCAGCUUGUCAUCCCGCAGUCGUACAAUAUGCCCUUGACAAUCAUGAACCCGAAACACGGCGCCUUCGUCAUCGCUCCCCAACUCACAGACGGCUCGGAGGUCCUAAUCGGCAAACAAAAGCGCGCGGGUGAAAUCGAUCGCGAUGGAUGGAACAAGUUAUUGAAUGAUAAGCAGUGGUGUGUUAAUUUUCUGCGCGAAGGAGCGGAGGAUUUCCCUGAGAUUGUGCAGACGGCUGUUUCCAACAUCCCGCUGAACAAGAUUAAUCUUUGGCCUUUUUAUGUGGUGCCGACGCUUGACAAAUGGGCUUCGAAGCAUUCGCGGGUCGUGAUUCUUGGUGAUGCGGCGCAUGCAAUCCCGCCGACCGCGGGACAGGGUGUGAAUCAGGCCUUCGAGGAUGUUUACACGUAUGCUUUGAUUCUUGCAAAGUGCCGGGAGAAGAAUCUUGAUCAUGGGCUUAAGGUUUGGCAGCAGGGGAGACAGGGGCGUGUUGAUCAGGUGUUGGAGCUUAAUGCGCAGAUUGAUGCACGAAGGUUGCCGAGAGGGCCGGGGCAGGCGGCUACGGAGUUGGAGAGUAAGCCUUUUGACUUGGCGUGGCUGUAUAGUCCUAACUUUGAGGAGUUGGUGGAUGGGUGGUUGGAGCAAGAUUCUACCGCUUGA